AUGGCUCCGCAUGCUGAAGAACCGUUUUUGGACUUGUCAGGCUACACACCGUCGUCGGAGACUAUCGCCGAAUUGAAACGAAAGCUUCGCAUCUGUCAUGCACGGUCCUUCCCAACCGCAUCCUGGGUGACUCCUGAGACUCACCUCGUCGACUCGCAUGAGAUAGUCCGUGCAGAAGAAUACCCAAUCCUCCAGCUCUCCCUCGAGGAUUUGAGAGAACUUGAAGAUGCUUUCAGUUUCUUCAACUCGACGGCAUUGCCGUUGAAUCAACUGCAGGCUGAGCACUUUCCCCUGCCCACUCUCUCCCGUAGGAUUCACCAGCAUCGUGUUUUACUACCAACGACUCAGCCGUAUUUCAUAAUCCGGGGCUUAAAACCUCAAUGGUUUAGCAAGUACAAGAAUAUCGUCAUCUUCACGGGGCUUGCGAGCCAUGUAGGUACCAAGCGAGCGCUGGCACCUGGCGACCCCAACGUUCUCCAUCACGUUACUAAUAUGAAAUCUUCUGGGGAAAAUGAGAAAGAGACGUAUCGCGGACCAGCUAACAGGAGCACUGCUUUGCCAUUUCACACGGACUACGGCUCCAUUCUCUCCUUUUACGUUCUGUCCAAAGCUGCGUCCGGCGGCGAUAUUUAUCUGGCAGAUAUCGAUGACAUCUCGCGCCAGAUUGCGGCGAGCAGACCAGACGUGUUGAGCACACUGCGCCAAUCAUUCCUAAAUAUCAAUGCCAAGGAGGAAGGUGCCUGCGAUGAGCGACCGCUGCUGUUCACAUUGCCGUCUGGUCGCAUUGCCGUUCAAGCUUCUCGUUCCCGCCUGUUCGGUACGACGUGUCGGCCACGUCCAAAAUCGCUGCCGCCCCUAUCGCAGCACCAAGUCGAAGCGAUAAAUGCCCUCCACGCCGCUGGCCAGGCCGUUGCAAAACGUUUGGAGCUGCGAAGCGGCGACAUGCUCUUCUUCAACAAUCUGAAAAUGAUGCAUGCCCGGGAUGCAUUCAUUGACGGCAAUGAGGACGAGAACACAUCACAAAGGUACUUACUUCGCCUCAUAUUGAAAGACGAUAGGGCAGACGCGCCAUGGGAGAUUCCGCCCCAAUUGGCUACGACGUGGGAUGAGCUGUACAACCAUCCAGACGAGGACGAAGCUUUUGCCAUACAUCCAGAACUCUUCUCGUACAAGGCUGCGCACUGAGGCCUGGUUUCUCUUUGGGAUGGGUUGAACAUCGCACUCCUUGCAUUUGGAGACUAUGCUUCUUCGCGGGACUUGCGAACCGGAAGAUAUCAAUUUCAAUACGUGUUUAAGAAGGAGCUAGAAUCGUGUAGCAUUGAGACUAUUCGCUAUACACUUGAUAGAUCACGGACGUCCCGUUAAAGUGAAGUUAUCAGGAAGGGAAAUAAGCCUAGUGUCGCCGUGUAUAACGCCCUUAGAAUUCCUCCGGUUAUCGAACUAUGCAGUCACAUCCAGGCGAGAUUUAAUGAUUCUAGUAGCUUGGGGGCAGUAAAUACAAAUCUAUUAGUCUGGAUGUAACCAAGCAGC
Molecule: messenger RNA, 1530 nt
Organism: Mytilinidion resinicola
Lineage: Eukaryota; Fungi; Ascomycota; Dothideomycetes; Mytilinidiales; Mytilinidiaceae
Product: Clavaminate synthase-like protein
Exons: 5
Coding region: 1-1185 (394 amino acids)
Molecular function (GO): oxidoreductase activity
Source: RefSeq, a predicted model, not a curated record